AUGCUCCCGAGGCAGAUGCCCGCUUGGGUCUCCCACUCCCUGACAGAGCCGUGUGAAGCAGAAGAUGACAGGUGCUUGGCCGCCUGUGCCUUGAAGGAGGGCCGAUCUCCGUGCCACGAGUUGACAGUGAGGGUCAUCAGGAUGAAAAACGUCCGGCAGGCUGACAUAGUGAGCCAGCCAGACUGCUUCGUGAGCCUCUGGCUGCCCACGGCCUCUCGGGAGAAGCGGAGGACCAGAACCAUCUCCAACUGCCCAAACCCGGAGUGGAAUGAAAGCUUCAGCUUCCAGAUCCAGACCCAAGUGAAGAAUGUGCUGGAGCUGAGCGUCUGUGAUGAUGACAGCAUGACCCCAGACGACCAUCUCUUGACAGUUCUCUAUGACCUCGCCAAGCUCUGCUACAGGAAGAAAACCCAUGUGAAGUUCCCCCUUAACCCAGAGGGCAUGGAAGAGCUGGAGGUGGAGUUCCUGCUGGCCGAGAGUCCCUGCCCCCCUGAGACCCUCAUCACCAACGGCGUGCUGGUGUCUCGACAAGUCUCCUGCCUGGAGGUUCAUGCCCAAACCAGGAGGCUGCAGAAGAGGAAGAAAAAGAAAGAUCUCUUGGUGAUGGUGAACGAAUCCUUCGAGGGCACCCAGCGCGUGUCACCUUGCUCAGCGCCCUGCGGCGUCCCCAGCUCUGCCUGCUUCCACUACCCCAAGUAUUUCCAGCCCCAGUUGCGCGUGGACCCGCCCAAGAGUUACUGGAACUGCGGGCUCUGCUGCUGCUGCGCCCACAAGCACAGCCCGGUCUGCCAGCCCCUCCAUUGUCUCUCCGAGAACGAGACAGUGACGCUUCCCGUGGGCGGGAACUGUGAGUUACACCUGAAGCCCACACCCUGCCCCGACAAGCUGGACGUGCGGCUGGGCUUCAGCCUGUGCGCCGCGGAGCUGGAGUUCCAGCAGAAGCGGAGGCCGGUGGUGGCCGAGGCGCUGAAGCAGGUCCUGCGGCUGGAGGAGGACCUGCGUGAGGAUGAGGUACCGAUGAUCGCCAUCAUGGCCACGGGAGGAGGAGCAAGGUCCAUGACGGCCAUGUACGGCCACCUGCUGGGGCUUCAGAAACUGAACCUCCUGAACUGCACCAUGUACAUCACCGGCCUGUCUGGGGCUACCUGGACCAUGGCAACCCUGUACAGUGACCCCGAGUGGUCCUCCAAAAACCUAGAGCCUGCUAUCUUCGAGGCCCGGAGACACUCGGUCAAAGACAAAAUGCCCGCCCUGUUUCCGGACCAGCUCUGUAAAUUUCGGGAGGAGAUGCGGCAGCAUGGCCAGGAGGGCUACAAGGUCUCCAUGACAGACUUCUGGGGCCUGCUGAUUGAGUACAGUCUGGGGGACAAGAAAAACGAAUGCAAACUGUCCCAGCAGCGUGCUGCUCUGUGCCAGGGCCAGAACCCCCUGCCCAUCUACCUGACCAUCAAUGUCAAGGAUGAUGUAAGCAACCAGGAUUUCAGAGAGUGGUGCGAGUUCACCCCCUACGAGGUGGGCCUGCAGAAGUAUGGGGCCUAUGUCCCCACGGAGCUCUUCGGCUCCGAGUUCUUCAUGGGACGGCUGAGGAAGAGGAUCCCCGAGUCCCCCAUGUGCUUCAUGCUAGGUCUGUGGAGCAGUAUCUUCUCCCUGAACCUGCUGGAUGCCUGGAAUCUGUCCCACACCUCGGAGGAGUUUUUCCACAGAUGGACGAGAGAUAAACUGCAUGACAUUGGUGAUGAACCGAUCCUGCCCGAAGUCCCUAAAUGUGACACCAACAACCUGGAGACCACAGUGAUGAUCCCCAGCUCGUGGCUAUCCAAUACGUUCCGGGACAUCCUCAUACACCGACCCUUCGUGUCUGAGUACCACAACUUUCUUAAUGGGCUGCAGCUACACACCAACUACCUUCAGCAAGGCCAGUUCUCCAUGUGGAAAGACACAGUGCUGGACAACUUCCCAAACCAGCUGACACAGUUUUCCAAACACCUGUGUCUGCUGGACACGGCCUUCUUCGUCAACUCCAGCUACGCGCCCCUGCUCCGGCCCGAGAGAAAGGUCGACCUCAUCAUCCACCUGGGUUACAGCGCAGGCUCGCAGACAAAGCCUCUGAAGCAGACCUGCGAGUACUGCACAGAGCAGCACAUCCCCUUCCCCAGAUACCAGUUCCAGGAAGGCGACGACAAACACUUAGAGGAGUGCUACGUGCUGGAGCAGCCUCAGGAUCCCACGGCCCCCAUCGUGGCUUUCUUCCCACUUGUCAACGACACCUUCCAAAAGUACAAAGCACCAGGCGUGGAGCGGAGUCCUGAGGAGCUGGAGCUGGGCCAAGUUAACAUCUAUGGCCCCAAAUCUCCAUAUGCCACCAAGGAGCUCACCUACACGGAGGCUGCCUUUGACAAGCUGGUGAAACUCUCGGAAUACAACAUCCUGAAUAACGAAGACAAACUCCUGCAGGCCCUCCGGAUGGCGGUGGAGAGGAAGAAGCUCAGAUCUCAGCGCCCAGCAUCGGGAAAGCACUAG
Messenger RNA from Dipodomys spectabilis (banner-tailed kangaroo rat), 2520 nucleotides. It is a transcript of the gene Pla2g4e, whose product is annotated as phospholipase A2 group IVE. The record is from RefSeq and is a predicted model, not a curated record. The transcript is spliced from 21 exons. Gene Ontology annotation, biological process: glycerophospholipid catabolic process. Gene Ontology annotation, cellular component: cytosol. Lineage: Eukaryota; Metazoa; Chordata; Mammalia; Rodentia; Heteromyidae. Gene Ontology annotation, molecular function: calcium-dependent phospholipid binding; calcium ion binding. The coding region runs from base 1 to 2520 and encodes 839 amino acids.